AUGGAUUAUUUUUCGUGGAAAGAAGAUGAUAUCAAACCGGAUGAGAAAUUAAUUAAGGAAUUAGAUGAGGGUUUGAUUAAGCAUGAAGAUGUAAUAAAAAUAUCAAAGUUACUGAGAGACUUUCGUUCAUUAAAAUUUGACAAUUUAAAUUAUCACUCAGACAAAUGUAUAUUAGCAAGAGAAUAUGCAAUUAUAUACAUGUCGACAUAUAAAAAGCAUAUCGAUUUGUUAAAAGAUGAUACUAUACAAAUGAUAGUAAAAACAAUAAAAAGAACAGUAUUAGGUAUCAAGAAUAUAAUAAGCAAUGUGACAGAACAAAUAAUAAAAUGCUUUAAUAUGAUAAGAAACCUAUAUAAUGAUAUGUUAAAAUUAAAUAAUAUAUAUUUAUUUGAUUAUUGUUUAUUUUCAAUAAUUAAUGAAGUACUAGGGAUAUUGAAUGACGAACAAAUAUAUCAAUCAAAAGCAUCAAUAUGGGGUGUUUCAGCUUUUUUAGCAUUAAUAAUUUCAAAUUAUAAAAAGGCAUAUUUUAUAUAUAAAGGAAUAAUGUCUUAUAAAUGUAUUUAUGUAAUCCCGUUAUUUAUAAAUGAUAUGGAAGAAACAAUGAAAGAAAAAAAAAUUACACAAGAUGAAUUAUAUAAUAUUAUACUUAAAGAAAAUGAUGAAAACAUUUGUUCAAAUUACUCAAGAAUUGAAGCUUUUGUUAAAUUACAUUUAUCACUUUUUAUAAUUUUAAAUGAUACUAGAGAAGUAUGGAGUUAUAUAUCAGAGAUAUUAAAUAGCGCUUUUAGACGAAAGACAUAUAUAUAUUUUUGUUUAAUAUAUGCAGCACUUGAUGUUUCUUCAUAUUAUUGUAAAGUUACCUAUGGUCCUUUUUUUGAUAACUUAAUGAUAUUGCUAAAAAACAAAUUAAUGCCAAUUUUAGAAGAAGAAUUAAAAAAAAAUCCACCUCCAUCUAAUUUCGAGAAAAUGGUAGAUUACUAUGUAAAAAAACUACAUGUAGAAUAUUUAAAUGAUAAUCAAACUUUUCCAUUCCCUGAAGAAAUAGUGGUUAUACCUGAUGAAAAGUUGUUAUAUAUGGGGUUAUAA
Molecule: messenger RNA, 1086 nt
Organism: Plasmodium vinckei vinckei
Lineage: Eukaryota; Apicomplexa; Aconoidasida; Haemosporida; Plasmodiidae
Product: conserved Plasmodium protein, unknown function
Exons: 1
Coding region: 1-1086 (361 amino acids)
Biological process (GO): poly(A)+ mRNA export from nucleus
Cellular component (GO): nuclear pore
Source: RefSeq, a predicted model, not a curated record